This is a messenger RNA of Penicillium paradoxum, 1089 nucleotides long. RefSeq lists its product as uncharacterized. Gene Ontology annotation, cellular component: membrane. The transcript has a single exon. The record is from RefSeq and is a predicted model, not a curated record. Gene Ontology annotation, biological process: transmembrane transport. Gene Ontology annotation, molecular function: transmembrane transporter activity. The coding region runs from base 1 to 1089 and encodes 362 amino acids. Lineage: Eukaryota; Fungi; Ascomycota; Eurotiomycetes; Eurotiales; Aspergillaceae.
AUGAAAAUGUCACGGUCAAUUUCCGAGGCACUUCCAUCACCUGGGUUAUCACAGUCACAAUCCCGUACAUCCACGCCAGUCCCUCAAACGAACCGCCGAUCGAUCCAGAGAGAAGCCGCCGAUAUUGCAAAUCCGACCGUCGAGCAAUCACAAAACAACUGGAAAAGCAAACGGAGAAUCAUAAGCGCCUGUUUGAUGAGUUUUGGAAAUGGGGUCAACGAUAGUACUCCAGGUGCCGUCAUUCCGUACAUGGAGACAGGUUACAAGAUCGGAUAUGCUGUUGUCUCUCUUAUUUUUGUGGCCAAUGCCGUGGGAUUUAUUCUAGCAGCUCCGGUUACCCAUGUCUUGGAGAGAAAAAUCAGCCACUCAAAGAGUUAUGCUGCUGCCAUGUCAUGCUUGGUGAUCGGGUAUGCUAUCGUUGUUUCUGAGCCUCCGUUUCCUGUUGUCGUGAUCACCUUCCUUUUGUACGGGUUUGGCCUUGCAGUGAACUUGGCUCUUACCAAUGCAUUCUGUGCCACUCUACCCAAUGCGACUGUUUCGCUGGGCUAUUUACAUGGUGCUUAUGGGAUUGGCGGAACCGUGGCCCCCAUCAUGGCGACGAGCAUGGCCUCUAACGGAAUUAGUUGGUCCUUGUUCUAUACCAUUCCUUUAGCCAUUGCCGUACUCAAUAUGACCCUAGCGCUAUGGGCCUUCUCUCACUCUGAAGAGGAAAAACCAUCUGAAUCCGAAAGAACCUUAUUCCAGUCUGCUUCUGGUGCGAUGUCUCGCACGCAAGUUCUGAAAAAGGCCAUACAAAAUCGUACCACGCUCCUCGGUGCGUUGUUCAUUUUUGUUUACCAAGGCGCCGAAGUCUCCGUUUCUGGCUGGCUGGUAUCCUUUCUCAUCAGCUAUCGCCAUGGCGAUCCCUCCCGCGUUGGAUACGUUAGUGCUGGCUUCUGGGCGGGAAUUACAGUCGGCCGACUUUUUCUCACCUACCCGGCAACCAAAUUGGGCGAGAAGACCUCGGUUGUCUUGAUGAUUUUGGGCGCUAUAUUGUUUCAGCUUUUGAUUUGGCUUAUUCCUAACCUCAUUGGGGAGUUCUAUAUAUAG